GAUCUCGAAUACCUAAAACAUCGAGAUCGUCUCGAAAAAUGCCCGUGGUAGUUUUCCCGGUACCCCCUUGUCCUCAUCUGGAAGAGUGUACCAAGACUAAUCCGCCGGCAAUUCAAUUUCACCAUGAUUAACCCCUCAUCGCAUUAUAACCCCUACCCGUGGCCGGUAGUAUUUAUGGCAAAAAUGGCCAGGCGGAUAGAUGGCAGUUCUAUCUAUCCACGUGGCUAAAGUAUAGAUACAUUUCCCUUUUCUGCAGCAUCAUUCCCGUUGUGUGUGUAUGUUUCUAUUUCCUGGUAUAGAAGCGUUGUCAUUCGAUAUUCGGUAUACCGAUACGGUGUUGAGUAGUUUCGCUGGACUUGGCAAAGACUACCUAGGAUACUAUAAUACGACGACAACUGCGAUAUUAUAAGUCAAAAUGCCUUCUGCUGAGACAAACGGCACGAAUGGCGACUCGGCCUACCAAUUCUACAACGUAAUCGAUGGCAAGCCCCGCAUCUCCAAAGAUCAUCACCAGGUCAUCGAUCCCCGUACCGAAGAGCCUCUUUGGGAUGCCCCUAUCGCAACGUCCAAGGAUCUUGAUGACGCAGUUGAAGCCGCAAACCGUGCUUUUAAGACAUGGAAGAAGAGCACUACCGCCGAGCGUCAAAAGGCUGUUCACGAUGUAGCCAACAUUAUCCUCCAGAAUGUAGAGGUUUUGGCCGAGGUUCAAAGGAGGGAAACUGGCAAGUCUAGGGCCAUGUCGAGAUUUGACGUCGAGAGAGCUGCGUGGCAUUUUGAAUACUACAGAACUGUAUCGCUCGAGGAUGAGCUGCAAUACGAAGACGACACAGUCCGUAUUAUCGCGACGCACACGCCAAUCGGCGUACUCGGCGCCAUCUCACCAUGGAACUUCCCCAUGAUCCUAUCAACCGUGAAAGUAGUCUCUGCACUAGCCACCGGUAACUGCGUGAUCAUUAAACCCUCGCCCUUCACCCCCUACUCGCUCCUCAAAUUCUGCGAGUUGGCCCAAUCAGUCCUACCUCCAGGCGUCUUUCAAGCCCUCAAUGGCGGCGCCGACCUCGGCGAGAAAAUGACGUUGCACCCCGGCAUCCACCACAUAAGCUUCACAGGCACAAUCGCCGUCGGUCAGCGCAUCUUGCGCAACUGCGCCGGCACCCUAAAAAAGGUGAUCCUCGAACUCGCAGGCAACAACGCAUGCAUCAUCUGCGACGACGUCGACCUCGACAAAGUAGUCCCCCAAGUCACCACCGGCGCUCUAUUCCACGCGGGCCAAGUCUGCGUCGCCUCGAAGCGGAUAUACGUACACGAGUCACUAUACGAUAAGUUCCUUGAUCGACUCAUCGAAGAAUCUAAGAAAUUCGCGAUUGAUGACGAGGAUUCGAUUUCUUUCGGUCCAUUAUCGAAUAAGCCGAAUUAUGAACGCGCCGUGGGCUUUAUUGAAGAUUGUAAGAAGAAUGGGUAUAAAAUCGUGGCUGGAGGUGAUGUAAAGCCACGGGAAAAGGGAUUCUGGAUCCCUCCGACUAUUGUUGCGAAACCCCCUGAGAACUCGCUGCUUGUGCAGGAGGAGCAGUUUGCCCCUAUUGUCCCUGUCAUGUCCUGGACGGACGAAGACGAUGUGAUUACGCGAGCGAAUCUAGAUAAUGCCGGGUUGGGUGCUUCGGUGUACACUCCCGAUGCGGACCGGGCGCAGCGUAUUGCGCGCCAGCUUGAGUCCGGCACCGUCUGGAUCAACCAGUUUGAGCGCCCGCACCACGCUGGUUUCUUUGGCGGUUGGAAACUUAGUGGUUUUGGUGGUGAGAUGGGCAAGCAGGGUCUCUUGCACUACUGCCACACUCAGAGCUUGCAGAUCGCUAAGACGUAGGCGAAGAGUGUUAGACAAUCUCCUUGUCUGUCUGUUUAAGAAAUAUGAUGUAUAGAGGUGGUUUGGAAUUUCCUGUAGAUACCUACGUAUGUAUGUAGUUGCCCGAGGCCUAAGAUGUUUCAAUAACCGAUAAUAUUCGGCUCAUGUUUCUGGAUC
Hypoxylon trugodes is the source of this 2017-nucleotide messenger RNA. Its product is annotated as aldehyde dehydrogenase. The transcript is spliced from 3 exons. The record is from RefSeq and is a predicted model, not a curated record. Bases 416 to 1861 code for a protein of 481 amino acids. Gene Ontology annotation, molecular function: aldehyde dehydrogenase (NAD+) activity. NCBI's taxonomy places the organism in Eukaryota, Fungi, Ascomycota, Sordariomycetes, Xylariales, Hypoxylaceae.